AUUAUUUUAUUUCAAAAUGGAAUAUUAUUGCGGUUUGAAUAUUGAUUUCAUCUUCAGUUUUAUACAAUCUUAAUAUUCAAAUUUAUUCAUAAUUAUUUAAGCUUAAGCGCUUAAGUGCAAUUACAUAAAUAAAUCAAGAAAUGCCAACUACUAUCAAGGCUAAAUCUUUUGAUACCUAUUAUUUUUAUGUGUAUUUCAAAUACAUUUUAAGUUCUAUAAGUUAUGCACCAAACACGUUCUCGAAAUGCAAUCUGAAGCCAGCAAUAAUAUCACAAAUUAAAUUAAUCAUCAAUUUAAUAAUAAUGCUAUAAACUAACCUUUAAUUUGUGAUAUAUUUCAAGUUUAGGUUUAUGAGAGAGAUUCCAGACCGUUUUCCUUGUACAGUUUAUAAAAACUGCAAAUGUAUUUGAGACAUAUACAUAUAAAAAUAAUAUUAGGCACCAAGAUUGAGUCUUAAUUAUAGUUGAUAUUUACUUGUUUAUGUGAUUAUAAAUUUACUAACUUUCUAUUUUAUCUAAUAUUAUAAAUAUAAUUUUAAAGAAGGAAGCAUACAUCUAUUUUAUUUCAAAUGCGAAAGUUGUAACAAUAUACAAGGUUGCGUUCAAAAGCAUUAUCCAGGUGCUCUUAGAUAUCAUUUAAAAAAUAAGUUGUGUAUGCCCUAAGUACAUUAUCAGAAAGUUUUUGUUGAUAUAAGUAGAUUUCUCGAGAUCACAAAAUUUAUUGCUAUUUUUUGUACCUGCUAGACUAUUUUCACAUACAGAAUUUGUAAAUUCUGUUUCUGUAAGUUAAAUUGAGUAAAUGCAAAAUAUGCACAUCACAGCAUUUGCUAAGCAUUUAUCUACAUCAAUAAAUUUUUAUACAGACAAUUUUUGCUGUAGCUGCAUUCUUUUUUUUGGAGUGAUUAAGAAAUGAUUAUGCUGGUAUAAAGUAGCUCAAUUAAGCACAUUUCUUUAUGACAAGGAAAGAUUUUCAUUCUUUUUAUAGAGGGUGUCUCAGAGAUUUAAUCACAAGAUGUAUCUAAAAACUUUAAACAGUAAUUGUUUUUUAUUUCGAUAAAAACAAUUAAAAAAAAAGAAUUUAUCAUUUGAUGCAAUUUCCAAUAUCAAAUAUCCUUAAAUUUCGAGAAAAGUCUAUUAAAAUAGAAUCCAUGUGUAAUCAAACAAAGGUUAAAAAUUUUUUCUACAUUUGCGAAGCUACAUUUUCGAGAGGACAAACUUGAAAAAAUGUGUUUCCUUUUCCCUUUUGUUAUAUAUAGGAAAAUAAAUUUUCUACAUCGUCCAAUUUGCUCGAGGCGAAAAAUUUAUAGACAAAAAGUGCAUCGCGGAUCCGAGGUUUCCUGCAUUGCGGAAAUGUAAAUGAUAUCAGAUCUCAGAGUGAAACUGCCGCACGGAAUGUCGAUAUAUAUGUGACCUCCAUGCAAAAGGUGGUUCCACACAUCUGGGACACCCUUUAUAACACUGGGGGCUCGAUACGUCUCUUGGCGAAAAGAAAGAGAGAGAAAAUAGAAACGCACCGUGCCGCGAAGAAGGCACUGGGAUAAUGGAGGGGUAGAGCAGGAGGAGGAAGAUGAGGAGGAAGGAGGAGGGGGAAGCAAGAGAAAACGGUCCGAUGUCGAACUCGCGUGGUAACAUAGAGCUCUGCAUAUCCCGUCACUCGAAUAAAAACCAAACCCGGGAAUAUCGAUCCGACGCUAUAAACACCGACGAUUCCAUUUUGGUAUGUGCGUGCGUGCGUGUGCGUGCGAGCGGGCGGGCGAGCGAGCGAACAAAAUGUCGCCCCCAGCCCAUAUACCCACCAUAAUUAGUGGCGCGGUAAUAGCGAGUGGCGAGAGAAGGGAGGAAGAGGGGGAGGGAGGAGGCAUCGUGGAGAUCCGAAGGAGAGCGGGAAAUACGAUUGAAAGGCGGGUUGGCGCGACAAAGAGGGGAUGGGGAGAGGAGGCGGGGGGAGAAAGAAAAAUUGGGAGAGGGGAAGGAGCGAGAGGGAGAAAAGGAACAACUGUGCCAGGGGGACGGCCGACACACAUGGACACAUUUCGCCAUAAUGGAAAUUUAUGAAUACAAACGGACGAUUGUAAUAAUAGCAAAAAAAAAGAUGCAAGACGUGCGAGAGAGGCUUCUUUUUUUUCUCCCCUCUGCGACGCUCGCCGGAAGGCGCAACAAAAUGUACGACGCUGGCGUCACACGCACGCACGCACGCACGCACGCACAUACGUAUCCGGUCGUCCCUCCAUGCGAAUCCGAGGUGGCGGCGUCUCGCGGACGCCGACAUAUUGAAAUACAAAAUGAAGAACGCCGUUCGGAGAAAUGAUGGGACAGGAGUGCGUGCGAGAGAGACGGAGAGAGAGAAAAUAAACAAAAAGGAAAGACAGGCGAUGCAGUGUUAUCGAACAGUUGCACCGUGUCGACGAGUUGUCGUCGCCUCCAGCGAGGAUCGUCGUCGUCGUCGUCGUCGUCGGUGCGAUAUUCCGAAUAUUUAGCGAUUAUUUUCGUAUGGUAUGUAAAACACCGGAAGCACGGCGAAGGGGUGUACACCCUCGACGGUCGUCCUACGACGACCAUUACGACGACGACAACGACGACGAUGACGCCACCACGAGAAGCGCCUUCAACACGAACGUCUCACUCUACCUUCAUCAGCAGUGUAACAAGGCUGCUGUACGAUAUUUGGGAAAAACCACCGGUCGUUACUAUUCGACCAGUGGUGCAAAACCUGAAUUAACAUCGAUCAGGUACAAAAUGCGACGCGGACCCUAUGCCACGGUCACGGACGCAGACGUUCGCUUCUUCGAUUCGUUGCUCGGCUCCAAUCAUCUCAUCACAGAUCCAGAUGAAUGCGAGAGUUAUAACAUCGAUUUUCCAAAGACUAUUAGAGGUAUGAGUCAACUAGUAUUGAAACCGAAAUGUACCGAGGAGGUAUCGGCCAUAUUAAAAUACUGUAAUGAGAAACGAUUAGCAGUUUGCCCGCAAAGUGGUAACACCGGUCUUGUUGGCGGGAGCAACCCGGUGUUUGACGAAAUCGUCAUCUCCAUGCAACUCAUGAAUAAAAUUCUGGAUACAAAUGAAUUGGCAGGUGUACUGACAUGCGAGGCUGGCUGCGUUUUACAGGACUUGGAGAAUCAUUUGGCUACCGUCGAGUUGAUGAUGCCUUUGGACCUUGGAGCAAAAGGUAGUUGUAUGAUUGGCGGUUGCGUAUCCACAAAUGCUGGGGGAUUGCGACUUCUGCGUUACGGUAAUCUUCAUGGAAACGUUUUAGGAAUCGAAGCAGUAAAGGCAAACGGCGACAUUAUGAACGCGAUGAAUACACUUAAGAAGAACAAUACUGGAUAUCACUUGAAACAUCUUUUUAUAGGCUCAGAAGGCACGUUAGGGAUUGUAACCAAGGUAGUUAUUCAGUGUCCACCGUUACCAAAGGCUGUUAACAUCGCAUUUCUAGGAUUGGAAAGCUUUGAUAAAGUAUUGCAAAUAUCUCAUUUAGCGAAACGUCAACUAGGUGAGAUUCUGUCCUCCUGUGAGAUGAUGGACCGAUUGUCUAUGGACGUCUCUAUUAAUAAUCUGGGUUUGAAGAAUCCGUUGACAAGUCGUGAAGAUGGUCAUGAGUUUUAUAUGAUUAUUGAAACAUCCGGUAGUCAUUUGGCUCAUGACGAAGAGAAAUUAUCCUCGUUUGUAGAAAAAGCGAUCAAUGAUGACAUAAUUGAAGAUGGCACGUUGACAAACGAAACAACAAAACUUAAUAAUAUAUGGGCCCUUCGAGAAAGAAUUAGCGAAGGUGUCUUACGUGACGGAUAUGUCUUCAAAUACGACAUCUCUUUACCUCUGUUAUCCUUUUAUGAAGUUGUCGAGGUGCUCCGCAAGAGACUACGCGAUCCACGUAUUGUUAGGAUUAGCGGUUACGGCCAUUUAGGUGACGGAAAUAUUCAUGUACAAGUCUCUAUACCGGAGUAUUAUGAGGACGUAGCUGCGCAAUUGGAGCCAUUUAUUUUUGAGUAUGUGUCGCAACGCCAGGGUAGCAUUAGUGCCGAACACGGUAUCGGUUUUAAAAAGACUAAAUAUCUUUAUCUGAGCAAGAGCUCUUCCGAGAUCAAAAUGAUGUACGAUUUGAAGAAAAUGAUGGAUCCGAAUGGCAUUCUGAAUCCAUAUAAAGUUUUAAAACCAAUUGUACAAGCGUCAUGAUUAUUGUAAAAAUAAUUUCUAUCAAAAAUGAAAUGUGCCAUUUAAUGUGCCACUUGAACAAAAUCGAGUAAAGGAUUAUAGAUAGAAGAUCGAGUAAGUAAUACGAAAAUAAUCAAAAUGAUUGUCUUUAAAAAAUGUUUAAGAAAAUGUAUUUGUAUGUAGAAAAGUAUUCAUGUAUAAUGUGCCAUCAAUUCGAUAGUGUUUGGCGUUGUGUUACAUAUGCAUUGAUUUCAUAUGCAAUGUUUUAUAUGCUUCUCUUUUGGCUGUUUUCCACCUGUCGAUAAAAGCCUAUAAAACGUUUCGAUGACUAACGCCUCACUCGAAAUAGAUACGUGGCGUGAUUGGUAACAGCUACAAGAAAACAUUUGUGUUUGCAAAUAUAAUAUUGUAGAUAUUUAUAAUCAUCUAAUUUUGAAAUAUAUACACACACCAAUAUAACGUACAACAUGUACCUGAUGUAUAAAAAGGAAACUGUAAAGCAAGCGACAGGGAUCUAAUCAAAUGACUGUAAAAUAUUUUGUUGCACACAUACACACUUGCUUGCAUUUAAUGUAGCCAUGCUUAGAAUUAAAUAAAACAUUUAUAGAAUUUUAUGUUUAAAAAAACGGUGAUAUAAUGAACAAAAAGCUUUUAAUAAAGACUUUAUUUUUUUCA
Messenger RNA from Monomorium pharaonis (pharaoh ant), 4823 nucleotides. It is a transcript of the gene D2hgdh, whose product is annotated as D-2-hydroxyglutarate dehydrogenase, mitochondrial. The record is from RefSeq and is a predicted model, not a curated record. Gene Ontology annotation, molecular function: FAD binding; catalytic activity. Bases 2490 to 4169 code for a protein of 559 amino acids. The transcript is spliced from 8 exons. NCBI's taxonomy places the organism in Eukaryota, Metazoa, Arthropoda, Insecta, Hymenoptera, Formicidae. Gene Ontology annotation, cellular component: mitochondrion.